This is a messenger RNA of Procambarus clarkii (red swamp crayfish), 2735 nucleotides long. Its product is annotated as innexin inx2. Lineage: Eukaryota; Metazoa; Arthropoda; Malacostraca; Decapoda; Cambaridae. Gene Ontology annotation, molecular function: gap junction channel activity. Gene Ontology annotation, cellular component: gap junction; plasma membrane. The record is from RefSeq and is a predicted model, not a curated record.
UUGCGUAUCUUUGAGAUCCUUAUUGUGGGUGUUCAGCGGUGUAGUGGGUAGAGUUAUGGACAACCACUUAUGUGGUCCUGUGUUCGAGGCUCUAAAUAGCCCAAGUGAAUAAAAUAUAUUAUGUGAGAGAGAAAGUCCCCUCCCCCCCCCCAAAAAAAAAAUGAAAAUUUUGAGGCAAAUGGGUGACUUGAACCAGUGAUCUGGUGAUCGCUAGACUAUAAGAAUCCGAGUGGACUCCAGUUCAUGGCCUCUACAACCUCUAAGUAGGUAGUAGACAAUCGACUUGGGAAUAGUCCAGGACGGACCGAAACGUCGUCGUCGCUUCACUUUCUAGUGUGUGGUCUGGUCAACAUACUUCAGCCACGUUAUUGUGACUCAUCGCCUGCAUAUGAAUCUCUAAGAGCGAGGAUGCCGUCCAUUGGCGCGAGUGUGGAUAUUCGCUCCAUCCUGGGGAGCAUUUUUAACCUUUUCAAGACCAGAGCCAACCAGAUAUGUGCUGCCACCUGCGACGGUCUGGUGCUGAGGAUGCACUACCGAUGGACCUUCUGUCUCCUGCUGGGGGGCUUCCUCACCGUCUGGUACUCCUGGUAUCACCGCGACGUCAUCACCUGCGUGUCGCACUUCAACGCUGAGACACAAGUCCGUCUCGACUACAUCAAUAUCUGCCUCUCUUACCCUUAUGUAGAAGAGAAUGGCUCCAGGAGGUAUAUACUCUUCUACCGCUGGAUAUCUUGGUCGCUCCUCGUCUUAGCUGGAGUAUAUUACAUCCCACGAAAGGUAUCCAAGAACUUCGACAACGCGAGGUGUAAGAAACUGCUGGAAGACCUUGCUGCCAACGCUCACAGAUAUGACCAAGCAGAGAGAGAGUUGGUGGAGAGAGCAGCAAGAUAUAUCAUCUUUAACCUCAAGACUCACGACGGCCUCUACUGGAAAUAUCUCGGAGUCAAUGUCCUGGCGUUGGCUGUUGACCUUUUUGCUAUGCAGUACAUGGACUUCAUUCUUCAGGGACGGUUUAUUCAGUACGGUUUCAAGGCCUACCCAUUCGACAGAGAUCCACAGACAUUCACUGAUUACAUGUCUCAAACAUUCCCUCCAUUUGCCUCUUGUGAACUUACUAGCAAAAACCAGUUGGUAAACAAACGUUCUGAGACGUUUGGUUGUCACCUCACCAUCAUGGAGCUGUACGAGAAGGUGUUCUUGUUACUGUGGGUGUGGUUGAUCAUCCUGACCUUCAUCACCUGCUGCUACAUCAUCUUCCUCCUCUUCAUGUGGCUUCCAUGCCUGCGAAUUUACCUUCUACGCACUGCCAAGCCUGCCCAUGCCAACGAGAACGUUCGAAAGCUUUUGCAUAAUGUUUCGCAGAACUGCAAGAUUGGCGACAUUUAUCUUCUGUAUCGUGUGAAGGGCCACCUUAGUCAUGCCAGGUUCUACGAGCUGAUGACAAGACUGGCAGAUCCUUCUUUGUAUAAAAAGCAGAUUCAGCAGGGCCCACCUGGAGCACUUCCAGAUGGCAAGGAAAAGAUGCCACCAAACACGCAGGCCGAUACCCUGAGGAAUCGUCGUCCAAACAUGCCCCAAAACCCACCAGUGAACCCUGAGUACCUGCAUCAGCUCCUGGCUGGCAACCCGGAGAUGAUGGGCAAACACCCACAGCAUCCUACCCAGCAUAACCCAUCGUUAAAGACGAACACCAGCAUUCUCAUCGACUAGACAUAUAAUCCACAAGUCACUAAUGUGCUAAAGUUGUCACGGGUUAAUUAAAUGUCAGAUGACAGGCAGUGUCAGGGUUGGUGUUGUCCCCACACAAUACUCCUGAACCGUGAGGUGUUAUGACAUACCCUCCAGGGGAACUUUGAGGUGUUAUGACAUGCUCUCCAGGGGGAACUUUGAGGUGUUAUGACAUGCUCUCCAGGGGGAACUUUGAGGUGUUUUGACAUGCCCUCCAGGGGAACUUUGAGGUGUUAUGACAUGCUCUCCAGGGGAACUUUGAGGUGUUAUGACAUGCUCUCCAGGGGAACUUUGAGGUGUUAUGACAUGCUCUCCAGGGGAACUUUGAGGUGUUUUGACAUGCCCUCCAGGGAGAACUUUGAGGUGUUAUGACAUGGCCACCCUGGGAAUCUUGAGAUGUUAUGACGUGCCCACCCGGGGAACUUGAAACUUGUGAUCCGGUUGAUUACCUCUGGUGUUUCAGAGUCUAACGUUCUGAUAUCACUGUUGUGUCAAUGGGAGAAUGAUGUUCAGCUUUAUUGCUCACUAUUUUAAUAAAAUAGGCAAUAACACUUUUGGAAAAUAAUUCACAAAAUCAGAGUAAAUGGGACCCAAGUGCCGCACAACUGUUGCUAGUUAUCUCUUUGUAUUAUAUAUAUUUGAACAUUAGGAUAUCACCAGCACAUACAACCUUUUAGUUGGUGACGUGGGCGAUCGUUUCCCGCUCAGCAACAGAAACAAGAGCAAUUGUUUCGAGCAAUAAACAUAAGUAUAUUCCCGUUUCAAUUUUUUGUGUGUAUCUGUACACAAGAUGAAACAAAAAUCGGUUUCCAUUACAGUAAUUAAUGUGUUUGUAAGACAUUUUAUAACGACGCAACUCAACUUUAUAUUUACAAACAAAAUCACUUGAAUGUAAAACCUAUUUUUUGAGAGGUAAAGCAUAAAAAAAACAGAAUCUCUGACCAUUUACAGCGAACUUGAUAUUCUCUGUUUAACAUUUUUACAUAUUAUAUAUAUAUAUAUAUAUA